AUGCCUUUGCGUGACACCACCAAUUUUGCGCCGGACAUGGGGGUGUCACGCGUGGUGCAUUCGAUUGCCAUUCAGGCUUGGCGAUGGCGCCGUGAUGCCGUGAUUUGCCAGAAAAAGAUCCGCGCUUCCCUGCCGGGAACGGCGCGCUUUGUGGCGCAUCCUCCGAAGUGCAGCCGGGCGGCGUGCCCGGUUGUGGAACGAAGCGGACCGCGAACCAUGGUCCUGAAAGAAGGAAACAUGGAAGGAGACGAGGCCCGAUAUCUGGCCUCCUACAAUCACAGUUUCAAAGGCCUGAUUCAGAGCAAGCCACAAAGGCCUGGCUUUGAGCAUGGAGGUAACUUGCGGAGGUCCCUGGAUUUCACCUGGCCGGUGGUGACAUGCUUCAUCUUGACGAUGGCGGCAUUUUUGCUGCCGCGCGUGCUGUCGAUCCUCUGCAUUCUGGGGGUGAUUUACAUCCUCUUCAGAUUGAAGUGUGUCCUGGGCGUGCUCUUGCUGAGCGUGUUGGUUGGAAAGAUUCACAAAAAUCAUCACGAGCGCGCUGUGGUCUAUUGGACUUGGUUUCCAUGCUGGAAGUUUCUCUUCUGUCUGCUGGCGUCCACCAUGGGUGGCUUCAUGGGACAUCAUCUCUGGAAGAAUUACUGGCAGCAGUACUCAGAGAUUUCUCUGCUGAAGGCCUAUCGCGGCAUUGAUCCGGCCGUGGUUCCAGGGGCUCAGAUUCAAGACGCUGGAGCGGUGGAUUUUGCCUCCACGGCUGGCAUUGAUUCGGAACACGCUGGAUGCUUCAUGAACGCUGGACGCACCUACUGCAUUGCUCCCAUAGUGACCAAUGGCACCAUGCUGCAAAACGUGGGUGGUGCGCCAAGAUAUGGAAGCUAUGACUAUUUUGCAGUGGGCGUCGAUUGCUGCAGCUGUCCGGACAUCAACUUCCGCUGCGGCGCGUGGCGACAUCCCUGGGCCGAGGGCGGCAUCCGGUCCACGGACCUGGAAGCCAGGCCCUUCUACAGGCUCGCAGUGGAGGCAUGGGCAAGCACCUAUCGCAAGACCUCGAAUCAUCCUUUGUUCUUCGAGUGGGUCGAUUCGCCUGUUGCACACUGGAAGAGCCUGCGGCAGAACUUCUGGAAAUUCGUAGCCUGGUCGCUGCUUUUGUGGAGCCUCACGACCUUUUCCUUGGGCUUCACCCUAGCGCGGCUGCAGCAGUGUUCUCAAGUUGAUCCCUACGGCCCUACGGCUGCUUAUCGCGCCGCCGUGUCUCGGCAUGCCAUGCCAUCCCCUGUGGGUAUCCUGGUAACUGCCUACUUACUGCGGCUGGGAUCGUGCAGCCUUAGCAUUCGACCAUUGGCCAGCAACGAGGACCAGCAGAUCCUCAGGUUAAGACAACAGGUGAAGCAACAGAAGCACCGCCUGCAUGAGCUUCAACAGAGCCUCGGGCGCCGUGCGUCGCGCGCGUCCGGUGGCGCCUCGAAGAAGUCGCCGGAGCCGUUGAAUCCGAUGGCGCCGGUGCAUGCGCUGAGCUCAGAGGGACGCUUCAGUGAAGCCAAGGUCUCCCUAGCUGCGGCUCAAGUAUCUCGAGAUGCCAUGAUGACCCAGGUGGACCAAAUGCGGUGGCAGAUGGGUUUGCAGCUGAACUGCAGCGCGGCCGACUGGUUGAACUCCACCGCAGACUCCUUCUUCAGCCGGUGGUCAAAAGACGGUCGAAAACUCUGGCAACUUCUCGCCGUUCUCUUGGCCGCGGCUGCCACAUUGGCUCUUGGCGGUCUUGGCUUCAAGUUUUCCCUUCGGACUGUGCCGCGACCUGCGAGCACCGCGGGGACCGCGGCCGCGGAGAACGAGAUCGAGAUGACGGGGGUGAAAUCGGAAGGAGGCGAUGGCAUGUGGCGCUUACAGCCCCACUGGCAGGACCGAAGUUCAGGAAGUUCAGAGUCUUCAUCCUUUGAGUCCAAGGUGCCUCCGCGUUCCGUCUCCGGGAGCAACGCUUCCGACGACGACACCGCGGCGGAAAAGGCUUCGAUGCUGGCGGAAGGGCUGGCUGAGCCUGGCACAGUGGAGGAACCUGAGGAGCUUGAACAGCCAGUGUUCCUCCCCACGCCCAGCCCGAGCCCCACGUUGGCGCCGGCGCUUCCCCAGGUGACAGGCAGCCCCGUGGUAUGGUUCGCAGGGCCGGAGGGUCCUCGGCGCGUGUUGACAGAGGCCGAGUUGCUGGUGGAGCCUAGUGAGCCAAAGGACGAGAUGUUGAGUUUGGUUCACCUCAUUGAGGAGGAGAAACCCAUUGAUGAAAUGUGGACCGCCACUUCUUGGCCUUGGGGGUUCUCCAAGCUUCGCGGCUCACGCUGGGCGGAUGAAGUGCUGGCCGAUGAGGAGGGAGGUCAAUACGACCUGACAGAGUCGAGUCCUGCUCGCCCCAGUAGCUGGCCGCUCAAAGAGAAACCUUCCCGUUCCCAGCAACGCCGCCGCCAGCGGAAGAAUUCCAAGGCAAAAACCGCCGGCGCCAAAGCCGCCGCAUCUCCCACUCCCGCGCCGGCGAUGGUGCUGCAGUUGGAGCAGCUGUUGAUGUUACCUCCCAGGGAAGCCACGAUGCCUGGCUUCAUCCCCAGUGUGGCACCACCCAGUGCACCUCCGGUGUUCCACGGUGAAGCUGUGGGGGUUGGACAGAGCCCACGGCCGCCGGAGCCACCGGAGCCACCGGAGCCACCGGAGCCACCGGAGCCCAAACGGGCGCUGGUUGUACAUGGCUGGGCUUGUCCCAGCAGCACCCCUCCUCCACCGGCGGGCUUCGAGAGCGCCUGGCAGAGUUUCCUUCCAGAGAUGAUGGAGAGCUACAAGGAGUCCCUUCCGCAGCGUGCGGGCUCCACAGCUGAGACACCUGACAGCCUCUACGGGGCGGUGGAUACAUCCUCCAGCUCCGCAUGA
This is a messenger RNA of Cladocopium goreaui, 2907 nucleotides long. The record is from the annotation of a GenBank genome assembly. NCBI's taxonomy places the organism in Eukaryota, Dinophyceae, Suessiales, Symbiodiniaceae.